AUGUCGUGCUACCUACACCAGUGCCUCCCUCCAGUCUACCAGAACCCCAUCCCCAUCAAGUGCUCGCCAAUGUAUACUGCUAGACAUCUGCCAGCGCGUACCUGGCACUCAACACUGUGUACACCACAGUAUUUGUCGCCCUGUGUCCCCCGGCAGCGGAUCAUGUCCUCCAGCUUCUCCCAUGAGCAGUGUGUAACCAAGUGUGUGCCGCGGCUGAAGUAUGAGACCAAGUAUGUGCCACAGCAGCAGUGUGUGACCCAACACAUCCAAGAGCAGCCAUAUGUAACUCGGUGUGUGACAACCUGCGUGCCACAGCAGCAGCUUGCAACUGAGGGUGUGCUGCAGCAGCCUUGUGUGACCAAGUGUGUGCCACAGCAGCAGUGUGCCACUGAGGCUGUGCCACAACAGUGUGCAACCAAGUGUGUGACCGCCUAUGCCCCCCAGCAGCAGUGUGAGACCAGAUAUGUGACCACGUGCAUGCCACAGCAGCCGUACCUGACCAAGGGCAUCCCGCAGCAACAGUGUGCAACCAAGUGCAUCCCACAGCAAUGUGUGACAACAUACACCCAGCAGCAGCCAUGUGCAACCAGGUGUGUGACCACGUGUGUCCCAGAGCAGCGUGCAACCAAAUGGGUCUCGCACUCCUUUGUGACCUCUUCUGCCCCGCAGCAGUGUGCCACCACAUAUGUCCCACAGCAGCGUGCAACCAGGUGUGUAACAAAGUGUGUCCCACAGCAGUGUGCCACUGACUGUGCUACCAUUUGUAUCCCACAGCAGGGUGCCACCAAGUGUGUCCCACAGCAGCAGGGUGCCACUCAAUGUGUCCCACAGCAGCAGUGUGCCACCAAGUGUGUGCAACAGCAGCAGGGUGCCACCAAGUGUGAGCGCCAGCAGCAGUGUGCCACCAAGUGUGUCCCACAGCAGCAGUGUGUCACCAAGUGUGUCCCACAGCAGCAGUGUGCCACCAAGUGUGUGCAACAGCAGCAGGGUGCCACCAAGUGUGAGCGCCAGCAGCAGUGUGCCACCAAGUGUGUCCCACAGCAGCAGUGUGUCACCAAGUGUGUCCCACAGCAGCAGUGUGCCACCAAGUGUGUGCGACAGCAGCAAUGUGCCACGAAGUGUGUGCGACAGCAGCAGAGUGCCACGAAGUGUGUGCGACAGCAGCAAUGUGCCACCAAGUGUGUCCCACAGCAGUGGUGUGCCACCACGUGUGUCCCACAGCAGCAGUGUCAGUUGGGUGGAGUGAAAAUUUCAAGCCAUGCUAAAAAGUACUGCUCUGCCUCCAAAUGGCCCUGGUAG
Nestor notabilis (Kea) is the source of this 1299-nucleotide messenger RNA. Its product is annotated as keratin-associated protein 10-7-like. Lineage: Eukaryota; Metazoa; Chordata; Aves; Psittaciformes; Psittacidae. The record is from RefSeq and is a predicted model, not a curated record. The coding region runs from base 1 to 1299 and encodes 432 amino acids. The transcript has a single exon.